Mercenaria mercenaria is the source of this 1940-nucleotide messenger RNA. RefSeq lists its product as uncharacterized. Lineage: Eukaryota; Metazoa; Mollusca; Bivalvia; Venerida; Veneridae. The transcript has a single exon. Gene Ontology annotation, cellular component: cytosol. Gene Ontology annotation, biological process: beta-D-galactose catabolic process via UDP-galactose, Leloir pathway. Bases 367 to 1578 code for a protein of 403 amino acids. Gene Ontology annotation, molecular function: UDP-glucose 4-epimerase activity. The record is from RefSeq and is a predicted model, not a curated record.
GGAAAAUGAUUAUAAAAUACAUUACAUAGACUGGUUCCAUUCAUAGCUUAUUACUGAAAUGAAAAAUACAGCCUAUUUUAGAAGCUAGUCUGUAUACGUUGCAUAAUUGUACAAAAAACAAAAACGUUGACUUUUUUGUACAUUUUAUUGAUCGAAUCGAGAUAAACCCUUUAUCAUAUAGAUUAUCUAUGUAGAUUAUUUUUCUUAAUCAAGAAGGGUCGUACAGUACACACAGCAUCAGACCGUGAUAGUGCAUGUGUUAGUAAAUCUAUACUACCCCGCCAUGAUAGUGUGCGUGAUGUACUUUAGUAAACUCUUUAGUUCCCGGAUAUAACUGGUAUUUCGAGCAUUUACUAGUUAUUGACAAUGUUCACAACGGAAAAUAAAGGAGUGAUGUAUUUACUCAUGACUAUAUGUCUAUGCACGAGAUCACACGGAAAUCCGAAUGCAGUUACUCAAGAUCAAGAUAAGACCAUUCUUGUAUUUGGAGGAAAUGGAUUUAUUGGUUCUGCUACGGUAGAGAAACUGCUCCGCGUAAAUUACACUGUAGUGAUUAUCAACCGAGGGAACUGGUACUGGGACACCGCGGAGACGGUUAAGCCUUUUGUCAGGCACGUGAAAUGUGACCGCAUGCAGUCCUUACAGCGAUGUGCCGGUCUGCAACAUUAUAUUUGGAGCACCGAUGCUCCACCAAUGUUCGAAGCUGUCGUUGACUUCAGUGCCUACCACGCCUUUGAAAUCACUGAAGCUUUAAAACUGCUGGAAGGUAAAAUAAAGAAAUAUAUCUACAUUAGUAGCGACUCUGUAUACGAAGUGUGCAACAAAACGCAUUCAGGACCCACACGCGAGGAAGACGCGGUACGACCGACUGAAAAAGCAGAACGGGAUCGGUUCAAGCUGAAUGACGAUUAUGGGAACCGGAAAUUAGAAUGCGAGGAAGAGCUGGAAAAACAAGCGACUUCCGGAACAGGAGUACCUUACUUAAGUUUGCGGCUACCGGAUGUGAUAGGACCACGUGACAAUACGUAUAGAUGGUGGAUUUACCAGUUAUGGAUAAAACUGGCAGAAUAUACUGAUGAACAACUGACAGUUCCUAAAUAUCUGUGGAAUCAGCCAAUGAGUUUUGUGUAUGUAUAUGACGUUGCUGACGUUAUUAGCGAUUGCAUAAACAGUGGUUUAGAAAUUUACAACAACGCAUAUAAUCUUGCGCUAACGGAAACACCGACACUCGUGCAAUUUCUGCACGGUUUAAUGAACAGUCUCGAAGUAGAAGAUCUAGAUAUUAUUGAAAACCCUGACAAUGAGGGUUUUCGUUUGUAUCCAUCAGUGAAACUAGGACCUGUUGAUACAACAAAAGCACGACGACUUCUAAACUGGAACCCGACGUCGUGGAUAGACAUUUUAGAUCAUACAGUGCAGUUUUACGAGGAGGCCAUCCUUGAUGCGAAAUUUGACGUGGCAAGAAAAGAUGUGAUAAGAACUAUUCAACAACAUUUUUCUCGAGAUUCAGCAAAGGUAAUGAGGGGAGUAAGAGACAAGUACGGCUUGACUUUCAAUUCUGCUCAUGAUGAACUCUGACCCAUGUAUUCUACUUUUCCUCAGGACGUCAGCACAUAUUGGUUUAUGCGAAAAUACCGUUUUCAGUUACUAAGAUUGUGUCUGAGAGUCAGUUUAGAUUGAGUGUAGAAUUUCCCGUCCCACAUGCAGAAUUUCUCGCAGCCUACUCAGUAGUAACAGUGUAGGAAAAUAAGCUUAAAUAUAAUUUCAGCACGGAAAACUGUACCGAGCAAUAAAACAUAACUCAGCUGAAGUGUUCAUGCUUUAUUGCUAGCUUUACUAUAGUUGAUAAAACCAAAACUGUGUUCCAAGGUCAUUGUCAUAUCAAUGUAAAUCGUGAUAAAAUUAUCAUAGGACGUUAACAAAUAUAUAUUAUGAAUUUA